Molecule: messenger RNA, 1564 nt
Organism: Misgurnus anguillicaudatus (oriental weatherfish)
Lineage: Eukaryota; Metazoa; Chordata; Actinopteri; Cypriniformes; Cobitidae
Gene: cplx2a
Product: complexin 2a
Biological process (GO): neurotransmitter transport; synaptic vesicle exocytosis; regulation of neurotransmitter secretion
Cellular component (GO): terminal bouton; SNARE complex
Molecular function (GO): syntaxin binding
Source: RefSeq, a predicted model, not a curated record
CGCUGGGCGAGCAGGAAGAGACGCUUGGAGGUCCAGGGAUGCUCAUAGCGGGCUACUAACACAAAUCGGUAACAACUGGCCCACCUCAACUUCUACAUUCAGGAUUCAUCGCUGCCUUCGCCGACACGGCUUGCACGAGCAGAUCUGGCUGUAACAAGAUCUCUCCUCACAUAAAUUGGAAGUGAAAAUUUGAAAAGCCAUCAUGAAUUUCCUAUUAAAGGCAGCUAUGGGAGGAGGUCCUCCUGAUGUUGGUAAAAUGAUGGGGGGAGAUGAGGAUAAAGACCCUGAAGCGGAAAAAGAGAAAGAAGAGCAGAGACAGGAAGCUCUGCGACAGGAGGAGGAAGAGAGGAAGGCCAAACAUACCAAAAUGGAGGCAGAGCGGGAAGUCAUAAGACAGGGCAUCAGAGACAAGUACGGCAUUAAGAAACGAGAGGAGGCGGAGGCCGAAGCACAGGCAGCUAUGGAGCAAGCGAGCGAAGGCAGUCUGACCCGUCCCAAAAAAGCAGUACCGUCCGGCUGCGGGGACGAGGACGAGGAGGAAAACAUUAUGGAUACGAUGAUGAAGUAUCUACCCGGCCCAUUGCAGGACAUGCUGAGGAAGUAAUACUCAGAAACGACCACGAGCACACGCCGCUUUAGAUGUUAUUUUAGUGUGUACCGACGUCGGCCGAGAGAGAGAGAGCGAGCACGGUAGAGCAAAUUACGGUACACCUGACUAAUCCAUUCACUUUUCACCCAUUUUGAUUCGUGGAGAGCUGUAGAUGUUAGUGACAGAUCAAUCAGACGAGAAGAGUUAAUAAUCAGAAUAUAAGCCAUAUUCUAUCUUUACUGGGAAACCUGAAUCACAUCAUCUGCGGUUUCAUAACCAAUACUUAAACAGCAAUAUAUAUGCAUGAAUUGUCGAAUGUCUAUUCCAUGGGUUUGUAUUAUCUGUUUUCAUGCUCAAUGUGAAGAAAAAAAGUACUGUUAUACGUGUUUAACACAUUCUUGCAUGUCUCCAUAGUGUAUGUGUGCCCACCGUCAUUGUGUUUUUGUCCAAGAUUGCAAUCAUUUAAAAAAAGGCAAUAACAUGUUCCCAUGCUGUAAGCUAACUGAACCUUUGUACAUUUCUUACUACACUAUUUAGUUCAUUCGGGUGACUCUUGCUACUAUUCACGCACUAUAAUAUAAGAGUCACAUUUAAAGCCUCAAUUCAGUUCAAUACUGUUGCUGAGCGAGACGUAUUCUCACGCCUCCGUUUCUGUGCUUUUUAUAGGAGGGUAUAAAGAGGGAAAGUGCAAUUUUUUGAUUUUAAGAUCAACUCAGUUUCACAGGGCUCGCAGGCAUUUUGCGUGUUUUUACUGGACUGUCAUUUCUUUGGUCCUUGGUUCUUUUGGGAUUGCGUGCAAUCCAGAACAGUCUCAGCAAUAAUAACAUAUUCUGUUUGCUUGGCUUGCAGUUAAACAAGAAAUAAAUUCAUUGGAGUGUAUGAAUGAAUCUGAUGUUUUAGGAAGGGAUGAAAUGUGAUCUGUCUCAAGAGUUAAUGUGAAUGGCACUGUAAUAAACCAAUCACACAAAUCUAGAA